Lathyrus sativus (Indian pea) is the source of this 1914-nucleotide messenger RNA. The record is from the annotation of a GenBank genome assembly. NCBI's taxonomy places the organism in Eukaryota, Viridiplantae, Streptophyta, Magnoliopsida, Fabales, Fabaceae.
AUGGUAGAAGAGACAAAAGAGAAGGAUCCUGAAUUCAAAUGGGGGAAAAAGAAAGGGUUUGGUGGUAAAAACAGGGAAGUGACUUUUUACGAAUCGUUUAUUUACGACGGUGUUGCUUACACUCUUUACGAUUCUGUGUAUCUUUACAAGGAAGAUGAACCUGAACCUUUUGUUGGUAAAAUAAUCAGAAUAUGGGAAAGUGGCAAUAAGAAAAAGAGAGUUAAGGUUCUGUGGUUCUUUCGUCCAUGUGAGAUUCUGAACUUCUUGGAAGGAUACGAGGCAGGAGAAAACGAGUUGUUUUUGGCAGCGGGUGAAGGAUUAGGGCUUGCAAAUGUCAAUCCUCUGGAAGCUAUUGCUGGGAAAUGCAAUGUUGCUUGCAUUUUAAAGGACGACAGGAAUCCACAACCAUUAGACGUAGAUCUUCAAAAUGCCGACUUUGUAUGCUAUCGUUUCUUUGAUGUUGGGAAGCAUACAAUAUUGGAUGAGAUAGAAGAUAAGAUUGCUGGAAUUGAAGUUAAAAAUAUUUUAAACAAUUUAUAUAGUCGAAAGCUCGGUGGUCUUUCGAAACUUGGUUUAGUUGAGAAAGAAGUUAGUGUGAAAGGCACAACGAGUAACGAAGCGGCAACUCUUUCAUGUGAAAAAAACAAUCAGCUUUUGGUUGAAAAACUAGAUGGCAAGUGUUUUGACAAUGUUGAUUCCCGUGACAAGACCUUGCCUCAAGCCAAAGAGAAAGACAAUGGAGUUUAUACGACUUCUUUGGCUAAACAAAAAUCAUAUGCUAAACUAUCACAUUGCUCUAGAGAUAGUUUGGAAAUGAAAGAAAUUUCUAAAAUUGGAGGAAACACCUCUAUUGACAAGACCCUUUUGAAGUCUAAGAUUAAUUUAGAAAUGGGUGGACAUAAUAUUGUUGGUAUACCCGAUCAACAAAUCAACAAGCGAUUGGGGGAGGGCAAGGUUUCUGAGAAGGAAAAAUAUGGCAUUUCUAGUCCAAAAAUAACAACUAAUGUUAAAAAUCGAAAGAACUAUGACGAGUAUGACGAUGUGAAAGAAGUCCCUUCGAAAAAACCGAAGAUUGGCAUAGUGUUGGUUAAACACUCCGAAGACAAGUUGCCUGACAAACAAAUCAACAAGCGAUUGGGGGAGGGCAAGGCUUUUGAAAAGGGAAAGUAUGGUGCUUCGAGUGCAAGGAAAACAAAUAAUGUGCAAAAUCGAAGGAACUAUUAUGACAAUGAUGAUGAUGAUGAGAAGGAAGUGCCUUCCAAAAAGCCAAAGAUUGACACGAUGCCUGGCAAGCUCGCUUGUGACAUGUUGCAGAAAGAUUACCGUGUAAUGGAAGUUACUCAUAGACCUGACGUUGAUAGAAGAAAAUGGUUUAAGCCAAUGCCUUGGGAGGAAAGAAUGAAAAAUGCUUGUGAGCAAGGGAAACUUGUGCGGCUUGAAAAUUUGGAUCCUUCUUUAACUUCUUCAGAAGUACAGAAUAUUAUUUGGCAUGGGUUUGAAGAAAGCUGUACUGCAAAGAUGAUCCAGAAAACUGCAUAUUCUAGUCCUCAUUCUGGUCAAGCUUUUGUUAUAUUUAAGAGAAAGGAAGCUGCAGAGUCUGUUGUUAGAAAAUUAGAGGAGGGCUGUUUCUUGAUGUCAAAUGGGCGUCCACUUGUGGGAAGCUUUGAACACCCCUGCUUGUCGGGAAAGAAGCCAAUAUUUUAUGGUCAUCAUGCUAUUGAUCAACCUCGACAACGUGAGACGAAAGACGCAGUAUCUACUUCACAUUGUUCUCAGCCCAACAACAUUGAAUAUGAUAUGGCCUUAGAGUGGUGUUUACUACAAGAAAAAGAAGACAAAACUUGGAGAAGAUUGUAUAAGCGACAAGGUGAGGAGUUGAGCAAACUCAAAGCUAAGUUGAAGUCUAAAAUCUAA